Messenger RNA from Medicago truncatula (barrel medic), 1719 nucleotides. RefSeq names its product protein FAR-RED IMPAIRED RESPONSE 1-like. Gene Ontology annotation, biological process: regulation of DNA-templated transcription. The transcript is spliced from 8 exons. The coding region runs from base 1 to 1719 and encodes 572 amino acids. The record is from RefSeq and is a predicted model, not a curated record. NCBI's taxonomy places the organism in Eukaryota, Viridiplantae, Streptophyta, Magnoliopsida, Fabales, Fabaceae.
AUGAAUGUGGAUGAUGAAAGUCGAUUACGAAAUGUGUUUUGGGCAGAUGCAAGAUGUAGGGUUGCAUAUGAAUAUUUUGGUGAAGUCAUAACUUUCGACACCACUUAUUUAACAAAUAAAUAUGACAUGCCUUUUGUUCCUUUUGUUGGCGUAAAUCAUCACGGUCAGUCUAUGUUGUUGGGUUGUGCUCUGUUGUCAAAUGAGGAUACUGAAACUUUUACUUGGUUGUUUAAGACAUGGUUAGAAUGUAUGCAUGGACGUUCUCCAAAUGCCAUAACUACUGAUCAAGACAGAGCAAUGAAGAAUGCAAUUGAGAUUGUCUUUCCGAAAGCUCGUCAUCGAUGCAAAAGUGAUUUUAUGACGAGGUGGGAAAAUAUGAUUGAGUUUUACAAACUACAGGAUAAUGAAUGGCUGAAAGGGUUAUUUGUUGAGCGACAUCGUUGGGUCCCUGCAUAUGUAAGGGACACAUUUUGGGCUGGAAUGUCAACUACACAACGAAGUGAAAGUAUGAACUCUUUUUUUGAUGGAUAUGUAAGCUCAAAGACAACAUUGAAGCAAUCUGUUGAGCAAUAUGAUAAUGCAUUGAAAGAUAAGAUUGAAAAGGAAAACAUUGCUGACUUUCGUUCUUUUAAUACAGUUAUUUCUUGUAUUAGUCACUUUGGCUUUGAGUUCCAAUUCCAAAAAGCAUUUACCAAUGCAAAGUUUCAGGAAUUCCAAUUGGAAAUAGCUUCUAUGAUGCACAUCCUUCGUGUGCUUAAGCUCAUUGGGAAAACAGAUUUCGUGUCAUCUAAUUAUAUUUUGGCACGGUGGAGGAAGGAUAUAAAGUGGAGGUAUACACUUAUUAAAUGUGGUUUUGAUAAUUUGGUUGGAAAAACUGAAUUGCAACGUGCAGGUAAAGCUUGUGAUGCCUUUUAUGAAUUUGCUUCAACGAGGAUAAAUAGUGAAGAUGAUUUAGUGAAAGUGAUGAACUUAAUUCAAAACAUGAAAAUUGAGUUACCAUGUAAUGAAACAUCUCCUAGAAUUGUAGAAGAAGAUUGUUCAGCUCAAAACCAAGCUACCAUUCUUGAUCCUAAACUAGCUCGAAGUAAAGGGCGUCCUCCUUCAAAAAGGAAGACUUCUAUAGUUGAUCAGAUUGUGAAGAAGAAGCUUGCACAAAAGAAAAGUAUAAAAAACAACCAAAAUAGUAAAAAUAUUCGAGUUCAAGAAGAGGGCCAAUGUUCAUCUAGAGGUCAAGAAAUUGAACACGAAGUGUUUUACAGUUCUCAACUUGGUGAUAGAAUUGGAACACAAGAGAGCAUUCAAGUAAACAAAGCAUAUACUAGUCAUGCAAAUCAGAGACUAAGAUUGCAUGUAGUUCAAAGUACUUCAAAUGAAGAGAUUAUUAGGUAUCAAAUUAUUGAUGGGACUGGGUCACAAGACAAUAUUCAUGAGCAUAACUAUGUUUGUAGUAGUGAAAAUGGUAGUGUGAAUACUUUAGCUCCCUUCAAUCCAAAUCAAGAACAUUUUGGUCAAGCUCCUUAUUACUCUCAGGUCACAAACUAUAAUGCUACUUGUUCUGAUUUGUUGCAGAGAUAUGGGGUAUACAUAUGUGCACAAUUUGUUAACAUACCUGAUUCACAAAGGCGAGAGCACGGAAAGAUAAGACGACGACGAUUCACAAAGGCAAGAGCACGAAAACGAGAAGACGACGACGUCGCUAGUUCACUAGUUCACAACUAA